This is a messenger RNA of Phyllostomus hastatus (greater spear-nosed bat), 4464 nucleotides long. It is a transcript of the gene ARHGEF10L, whose product is annotated as Rho guanine nucleotide exchange factor 10 like. The transcript is spliced from 28 exons. Gene Ontology annotation, biological process: SREBP signaling pathway; actin cytoskeleton organization; positive regulation of stress fiber assembly. NCBI's taxonomy places the organism in Eukaryota, Metazoa, Chordata, Mammalia, Chiroptera, Phyllostomidae. Gene Ontology annotation, cellular component: cytosol. Bases 208 to 3933 code for a protein of 1241 amino acids. Gene Ontology annotation, molecular function: guanyl-nucleotide exchange factor activity; protein binding. The record is from RefSeq and is a predicted model, not a curated record.
UGCGCGGCCAUUGGUUCGGUGGCGGCGGCCGCGGGCCGGGCGGCGGGGCGCGGGGUUGGGCCGGCCCGGCCAUGGGCGCCCGCGGCUGCCGGGCGGCUGAGGCGCGGAGCCGGCCGCCGGGGCCUUUGUGAGCUGCACGGACAACAAAGGCGCGGCCGGAGCGGGCGAGCAGCUGGGUUGGUGCCGGUCUGAGCUGGACUUUGUCUGAUGGCUUCCUCCGACCCCCCUCCACAGGCUGCCACAGGAGAUCAGCUUCCUGAAGGAGGCCUAGGCCCCUCCUCAGAGGCGGAGGACGACCCUGGAGAGGCCUUUGAGUUUGACGACAGUGACGAUGACGAGGACACCAGCGCCGGCCUGGGCGUCCCAAGCGUUGUUGCUCCAGAGAAGGAUGCAGAUGCCCCACUGAUCCACUUGGACUCCGCCCCUGUCACUGACCCAGACCCCGCGGCCGCGCUGCCCCAGACGCAGGUGCCGGCUGUGGUGAGCAAUGGAGAUGCUGUGGACGCAGCUUUGCCCGGGGUCCGGCGCUCCAGCUGGAAGCGGAAGAGCUCCCGUCGAAUCGACCGCUUCACUUUCCCUGCCCUGGAAGAAGAUGUGAUUUACGACGACGUCCCGUGUGAGAACCUGGAUGCCCUUCAGCCCGGGGCGGAGAGGAACCUGCUCUACGAGGACGUGCACCGGGACGGGGCGCCCCGGGAGACGGAGGACCUGGGCUGGAGCUCCAGCGAGUUCGAGAGCUACAGCGAGGACUCAGGGGAGGAGGCCAAGCCCGAGGCAGAGCCCGCCAAGCACCGAGUGUCCUUCCAGCCCAAGAUGACCCAGUUCAUGAAGGCCGCCAAGAGCGGGACGAAGGACGGGCUGGAGAAGACGCGGAUCGCCGUCCUGCGAAAAGUGUCCUUUCUGCACAGGAAAGACGUCCUCGGUGACUCGGAGGAGGAGGACAUGGGGCUCCUGGAGGUCAGCGUUACGGACAUCAAGCCCCCGGCCCCGGAGCUGGGCCCCAUGCCAGAUGGCCUGAGCCCUCAGCAGGUGGUCCGGAGACACAUCCUGGGCUCCAUCGUGCAGAGUGAGGGCAGCUACGUGGAGUCUUUGAAGCGGGUGCUCCAGGAUUACCGCAACCCGCUGAUGGAGAUGGAGCCCAAGGUGCUGAGCGUCCGCAAGUGCCAGGCGGUGUUCUUCCGUGUGAAGGAGAUCCUGCACUGCCACUCCAUGUUCCGGAUCGCCCUGUCCUCCCGCGUGGCCGAGUGGGACUCCACCGAGAAGAUCGGGGACCUCUUCGUGGCUUCGUUCUCGAAGUCCAUGGUGCUAGAUGUGUACAGCGACUACGUGAACAACUUCACCAACGCCAUGUCCAUCAUCAAGAAGGCCUGCCUCACCAAGCCCGCGUUCCUCGAGUUCCUCAAGCGGCGGCAGGUGUGCAGCCCCGACCGCGUCACGCUCUACGGGCUGAUGGUGAAGCCCAUCCAGAGGUUCCCGCAGUUCAUCCUCCUGCUUCAGGACAUGCUGAAGAACACCCCCAGGGGCCACCCGGACAGGCUCUCGCUGCAGCUGGCCCUCACGGAGCUGGAGACGCUGGCUGAGAAGCUCAACGAGCAGAAGCGGCUGGCCGACCAGGUGGCGGAGAUCCAGCAGCUGACCAAGAGCGUCAGCGACCGCAGCAGCCUCAACAAGCUGUUGACCUCGGGCCAGAGGCAGCUGCUCCUCUGUGAGACGCUGACGGAGACCGUCUACGGCGACCGCGGGCAGCUGAUCAAGUCCAAGGAGCGCAGGGUCUUCCUGCUCAAUGACAUGCUGGUGUGUGCCAACAUCAACUUCAAGCCUGCCACCCACAGGGGCCAGCUGGAGAUCAGCAGCCUGGUGCCCCUGGGGCCCAAGUACGUGGUGAAGUGGAACACGGCGCUGCCGCAGGUGCAGGUGGUGGAGGCCGGCCAGGAGGGCGGCUCCUACGACAAGGACAACGUGCUCAUCCAGCACGCUGGCGCCAAGAAGGCCUCUGCCUCGGGCCAGGCCCAGAAUAAGGUGUACUUCGGUCCCCCGCGACUCUUCCAGGAGCUGCAGGACCUGCAGAAGGACCUGGCCGUGGUGGAGCAGAUCACCCUCCUCAUCAGCACGCUGCACGGCACCUACCAGAACCUGAACAUGACGGUGGCUCAAGACUGGUGCCUGGCCCUGCAGAGGCUCAUGCGGGUGAAGGAGGAGGAGAUCCACUCGGCCAACAAGUGCCGCCUCAGGCUCCUGCUUCCCGGGAAACCCGACAAGUCCGGCCGCCCCAUCAGCUUCAUGGUGGUCUUCAUCACCCCCAACCCCCUGAGCAAGAUCUCCUGGGUCAACAGGUUGCACUUGGCCAAGAUUGGACUCCGAGAGGAGAACCAGCCGGGCUGGCGCUGUCCGGACGAGGACAAGAAGAGCAAAGCCCCGUUCUGGUGCCCGACCCUGGCCUGCUGCACCCCCGCCUUCUCCUCCCGGGGCCUCAGCCUGCAGCUUGGGGCGCUGGUCCACAGUCCUGUCAGCUGUCCCCUGCUGGGCUUCUCGGCGGUCAGCACCUCCCUCCCGCAGGGCUACCUCUGGGUCGGGGGCGGGCAGGAGGGUGCCAGCGGCCAGGUGGAGAUCUUCUCCCUGAACCGGCCCUCGCCCCGAACGGUCAAGUCCUUCCCGCUGGCGGCCCCCGUGCUCUGCAUGGAGUACAUCCCGGAGCCGGAGGAAGGGGAGAGCGGAGACAGAGACGGAGACGAGGGCCACCCGGCCCCUGACCCCUCGGCUGCGGCGCACCCGACCAUCUGCCUGGGGCUCCAGGACGGCAGCAUCCUGGUCUACAGCAGCGUGGACACGGGCACCCAGUGCCUGGCGACCUGCCGGAGCCCCGGCCUGCAGCCCGUGCUCUGCCUGCGGUGCAGCCCCUUCCACCUGCUGGCCGGCCUGCAGGACGGGACCCUCGCCGCCUACCCUCGGACCAGCGGAGACGUCCCCUGGAACCUGGAGAGCCCUCCCGUGUGCCUGACCGUGGGGCCAGGGCCCAUCCGCACGCUGCUGAGCCUGGAGGACGCCGUGUGGGCCAGCUGCGGGCCUCGGGUCACCGUCCUGGACGCCGCCAGCUUGCAGACCCAGCAAAGCUUCGAGGCGCACCAGGACGAGGCCGUGAGCGUGACACACAUGGUGAAGGCGGGCAGCGGUGUCUGGAUGGCCUUCUCCUCCGGCUCCUCCAUCCGCCUCUUCCACACGGAGACGCUGGAGCACCUGCAGGAGAUCAACAUCGCCACCAGGACCACCUUCCUCCUGCCAGGCCAGAAGCACCUGUGCGUCACCAGCCUCCUGAUCUGCCAGGGCCUGCUCUGGGUGGGCACUGACCAGGGUGUCAUCGUCCUGCUGCCCGUGCCUCGGCUGGAAGGCAUCCCCAAGAUCACAGGGAAAGGCAUGGUCUCCCUCAACGGUCACUGUGGGCCUGUGACCUUCCUGGCUGUGGCUACCAGCAUCUUGGCCCUGGACAUCCUGCGGAGUGACCAGGAAGAGGCCGAGGGCCUGGAGGACAAGCCGGACGGGCAGGCUCCCGAGCCAGCGCCCGCGCCCCCGAGCCACGUGGGCCGGGAGCUGACCCGCAAGAAGGGCAUCCUUCUGCAGUACCGCCUGCGCUCCACGGCCCACCUCCCGGGCCCGCUGCUCUCUGUGCGGGAGCCCGCGCCCGCUGACAGCUCGGCCCUGGAGCACAGCGAGGAGGACGGCUCCAUCUACGAGAUGGCUGACGACCCCGACGUCUGGGUGCGCAGCCGGCCCUGCGCCCGCGACGCCCAUCGCAAGGAGAUCUGCUCCGUGGCUAUCAUCUCUGGCGGCCAGGGCUACCGGAACUUCGGCAGCGCCUCGGGCGUUGGUGGGAGGCCGGCCCCGUGCGGGGAGACGGACAGCACCCUCCUCAUCUGGCAGGUGCCCUUGACGCUAUAGCCCCCACCCAGGGGCACGGCCCCCCACCCAGGGGCACGGCUGCAGCCAUUCGGGGCUCUCAGGCUCUCGGGCCAUCGGCCCACCGCUGCCCUUCGGCCGUCCAGGGUCCCCCAGGGAGUGCGGGUGGAGUCACCUUCCAGGGACCCGCACGGGGCCACGAGGAUGGCCCUGGGUCUCCAGUAGCUGUCUUGGCAGAGCAGAGAAAAACCUCUUCUUUUUUAGGGAAAAAAAAAUUUUUUUAGAGUGUUUGGGGAAGGGGUCUAGGUUGGUGGAGAGGAAAGACUCCCCUGGAGGAAAUGGCCUUUUCGAAAACAAAACACAAAACCUCACAACUGCCUGGAAGCCCCGCGCCCCCCGCCCGGGCCGAGCGGGGCCCCGAGGCAGCCCCGCACCCCUCCUGGGGGAGAGCGUGCGGGCUGGUGUGUGAAUAUAUAUAAAUACGUAUAUAUGGUGUAUAUUAUCUCUGUAUAAAUAAAGUCUGUACAUAUUGGAGCUGCGGGGGAUGCUGGAAUAAAGGGCGAGGAUAAUGUG